CCGUCCCUCGUGGCCGCCAUCUCGCGCCCACCGCCUCGGUCUCCAGCCUAUUUUCUCUUCUUGUGCCAAGUGCCAUUAGCGGCACUCAUCGCCGCCGGAAGUGGAGCCUUAGUUUCCCUCCCCCCUCCUCCCCACCUUUCAGUCGCAGCCGCCGUAGUUCGGCUUGCCUCCUUUGGUCGCCGGUUCCUGCCUGAAGGAGCUCUUCAUCGUUGUUUCCUGGCGAUCCCGGUUACCUAGGCGACAUAGCCUAGUUUGCUUCUCUGCUUCACAUCUUUCACGUGCCCCGUUUCCCCGUAGGCGCCGCCAUGUCUGCGCAUCUGCAAUGGAUGGUCGUUCGGAACUGUUCCAGUUUCCUGAUCAAGAGGAAUAAGCAGACGUACAGCACCGAACCCAAUAAUCUGAAAGCCCGCAACUCCUUCCGCUACAACGGGCUGAUUCACCGCAAGACAGUGGGAGUGGAGCCCGCGGCCGACGGCAAAGGGGUCGUGGUGGUCAUGAAACGCAGAUCCGGUCAGCGCAAACCAGCUACUUCCUACGUAAGGACCACCAUCAACAAGAAUGCACGGGCCACCCUGAGCAGCAUCAGGCACAUGAUCCGAAAGAACAAGUACCGCCCCGAUCUGCGCAUGGCGGCCAUCCGCAGGGCCAGUGCUAUCCUACGAAGCCAGAAGCCUGUGGUGGUGAAGAGGAAACGGACCCGUCCCACCAAGAGCUCCUGAGCCCUACACCCCAGAAGCAAUAAAGAGUCUACUGACUUUUUUCAGCCAUCUCCA
This is a messenger RNA of Microtus ochrogaster (prairie vole), 773 nucleotides long. RefSeq names its product ribosomal protein L28 (gene Rpl28). Gene Ontology annotation, molecular function: structural constituent of ribosome. Gene Ontology annotation, cellular component: ribosome. Lineage: Eukaryota; Metazoa; Chordata; Mammalia; Rodentia; Cricetidae. Gene Ontology annotation, biological process: translation. The record is from RefSeq and is a predicted model, not a curated record.